AAAUAAAGUUAGGGUUAUAAGAAAAUGUCAGUUUGUAAAAAUCGUUUAAAUCCCUGUCAGUGCGAUCUAAAUUAGUUUUCCGUUAACCGCAGUGUAUUGUGGGCCGCUUCGCGCCCUCUUCUGGCGGUAACGGUCAUAACCGCGCGUAUAAAUCCCGUUCCCGCUCUACAGCGUUCAGAAGCAGCGAGCAGACCGGAGAUAAAUAAGAGACUAAAGAUGGCGACGGUGGAGGAUUCACGGGACAAAUUCGGAUCCAAAACUUCCCUUUGGAUCACAGAGUCCAGCGGUCCCGUGGCGCAGUGAGAGCCGCGAACCCCGCGACACCGAGCCGACACACGUUACACGGCUUUACUUCUACACUUUCUCGCUCGCAGUCGCAAAUAAAGCGGAUUUUGGAUUCAGAUCAUCCGAGCUGGCACCGGAUCCCGCUGCGAUGAUCCCGGACUGAACUGAACCGAGUCCGUGUCGAGCUGUAGUUCGGUUCCGGUGGAUGGAGGCCGCGGGAGGGAGUCUGUCCGCCCCGGUGUCGCAGUGAUUUGGCUCGGAACCGGAUCGUGAUGUAUUUUCUGAGCGGCUGGCCGCGGAGGCUCCUCUGCCCGCUCCGGAGCAGCGAGCGGCCCUUCCUGAUCGAGCCCAGCGCGCAACGCUUCUACCUGGCGGUGCUGUCCGAGACCCAGAUCAGCAUCUGGUUCAGCAGGCCCAGCGUGUUGAUCGUCAGUUAUAUCGAGUCUGGGAAAGCGGCCGCACAGUUCGGCUUCUAUCAGCAGGUGGAAUGGAAGCCCGAUGACUCCAUGAUCGCAGUGACGGCUGCGAACGGUUACGUCCUGCUGUUUGACAUCAUCGGAGGCUCAGAUGAGAAGAACCUGUACGAGCCUGUCUAUCCCAAGGGCGCUCGUGUUAAGGUGACUCCGGGUUAUAAAGAGGAACAGUGCGCUCCAGCUCUGACCCUAGAGAUGAAGAAACCCAUCGACCUGGAGGCACCAAUCAGCUGUCUGCAGACGCUGCAGGACGAUCUGUUAGUGGCGACGGCUGACGGUUAUCUGCACACGCUGCACUGGGACAGUGUGAGGAACGGCCGGAGAGCAGUGAACCUGUGCACCAUCCCCUUCUCCCUCGACCUGCAGUCCUCCAGAGGAGGGCCGUGUUUGGACCUGGACGGUGUUUAUAUCAGGGAUAUGGAGUACUGCGCUACUCUGGAUGGAUAUGCAGUGGUGUUUGAUGACGGGCGACUCGGUUUCAUCACGCCAACCUCAAACAGACUCGCCACAGAUCAGCUGCAGGGCGUUUGGGCCGCAGACGUCUCUGAUGGCACGUGUGUCGCCGUCAACAACAAAUACAGACUCAUGGCCUUCGGAUGCGCAAGCGGGGCAGUGUUGGUGUACAUGAUUGACAGCUCUACAGGAUCCAUGCAGCUCUCUCAUAAGCUGGAGUUAACCCCGAAACACUACCCAGAUAUGUGGAAUAAGACGGGGUCUGUGAAGAUGCUGCGCUGGUCUCCAGACUGCAGUGUGGUGAUGGUGACGUGGGACUGUGGAGGUCUGUCUCUGUGGAGUGUGUUUGGAGCUCAUCUCAUCUGCACACUCGGAGAGGACUUCUCCUGUCACUCAGACGGCACGAAGAAAGAGCCUCUGAAGAUCAGCUCUAUGAGCUGGGGAGUGGAGGGAUAUCAUCUGUGGGUGAUCGCCAGCACAGACACGGCUCCGGAUCCUGACGAGAAACUCCAGCAGACCGGCAUCCUGCAGUUUCAGUUCAUUAAGAGCGCGCUGACCGUCAACCCGUGCACCAGUAAUCAGGAGCAGGUGCUGCUCCACGGAGAGGAUCGUCUGUAUCUGACCUGUGGAGACCCGACCCAGGCUCACAGUGUGUCUGAGAAGAGCUCGUCUCGGGACAGUGGCAGUCCUGUGCCCCGGCCGUCAGCGUCCGCCCCUCUCUCUCAGGGUCUCAGCACUUUACUGGGCCACAAGCACUGGCAGGUGGUUCAGAUUCACAGCACAUAUCUAGAGACAAACUGGCCCAUCAGGUUCGCAGCUAUAGACUGGUCUGGUCAGUGUGUGGCUAUAGCUGGCCGCCGUGGAUUUGCACAUUACUCUUUAUACACCAGGAAAUGGAAACUGUUUGGUAACGUCACCCAGGAGCAGAAUAUGACGGUGACAGGGGGUCUCACGUGGUGGGAGGACUUUGUUGUUCUUGCCUGUUAUAACUUCAUUGACCGGCAGGAAGAGCUGAGGUUUUACGUGCGCACAUCUAACCUGGAUAACGUGUUUGCCAGCGUCACUAAGCUUCAGAGCGACACGCUGCUGCUAAACGUGUUUCGUGACGUGGUGAUCCUGUUCAGAGCCGACUGCUCCAUCUGCCUCUACAGCAUCGAGAGACGACACGACAGUCCGAGUCCGUCGGUCAGCGUGGAGCUGCUGCAGGAGGUGUCCAUGUCCCGCUAUAUUCCUCACCCCGGUCUGGUGGUGUCUGUGACCCUCACAUCAGUCCGGACGGAGACCGGCAUCACGCUCAAAGCCCCGCAGCAGGCCUGUUCGGCGGAGAGUAUCCUGUUGAAUUUGGCCGGUCAGCUGAUCAUGCUGCAGAGAGACCGAUCCGGCCCACAGGUUCGAGAGAAGGACACGCCGGCCAAUCAGACCAAGCUGCUUCCCUUCUGUCCUCCGGUGGUUCUGGCUCAGUGCGUGGAGAACGUCUGGACCACGUGCCGCAGCAACCGCAAGAAACGCCACCUGAUGGAGGCUUUAUGGCUCUCGUGCGGCGAGGCGGGGAUGAAGGUGUGGCUUCCUCUGUUCCCCAGAGACCACCGCAAGCCGCACUCGUUCCUGUCGCGCCGGAUCAUGCUGCCCUUCCUCAUCAACAUCUACCCGCUCACCGUGCUGUUCGAGGACGCGCUGAUCCUGGGCGCCUCCAACGAGACGGUGCUGUUCGACGGGACCGGCUCGUCCUCGCUCGAGGCGCUCUUCCCCUUCUGCACGGUGGAGCGGACGUCCCAGAUCUACCUCCAUCACAUCCUGAGACAGCUGCUGGUGCGUAACCUGGGCGAGCAGGCGCUGAUGCUGGCGCAGUCCUGUGCCUCGCUGCCGUACUUCCCUCACGUCCUGGAGCUGAUGGUGCACGUGGUGCUGGAGGAGGAGGCCACGUCCCGAGAGCCCAUCCCUGACCCGCUGCUGCCCACCGUCGCCAAGUUCGUGACCGAGUUCCCGCUCUUCCUGCAGACCAUCGUUCACUGCGCACGCAAGACCGAGUACGCGCUGUGGAACUACCUGUUCGCCGCCGUGGGGAACCCCAAAGACCUGUUCGAGGAGUGUCUGAUGGCACAGGAUCUGGACACGGCCGCGUCCUACCUGAUCAUCCUGCAGAAUAUGGAGGUCCCUGCGGUCAGCCGUCAGCACGCCACUCUGCUCUUCAACACGGCUCUGGAGCAGGGCAAAUGGGAUCUGUGUCGUCACAUGAUCCGCUUCCUGAAGGCCAUUGGUUCAGGGGAGAACGAGACUCCGCCCAGCACACCCACCACUCAGGAGCAGAGCUCCACGGGCGGCUUCGAGUUCUUCAGGAACCGCAGCAUCAGUCUGUCUCAGUCGGCCGACAGCAUCGCUGGAGGAAAGUUCAACCUGCAGAAGACCCUGAGCGUGCCGUCUGGACCGUCCUCCAAAGGCUGGUGUAAGGACACUGACUCAGCGGAGAAUCUCUACAUUGAUAUGAUGCUGUGGCGUCACGCGCGGCACCUGCUGGAGGAGGUCAGACUGCGGGAUCUGGGCUGUUUCUCCGCCCAGCUGGGCUUCGAGCUGAUUGGCUGGCUGUGUCGAGAGCGCACGCGGGUUGCACGGAUCGACGACUUCGUUACCGCCCUCAAAUGCCUGCACAAGGACUUCCUGUGGCCAUUUCCUGUAAUCCCAGCAUGCUCCAUUAACUCGCCGCUGAAGAACGGACGCUGCCGCCCAGUGUUGAGUCCUCGUUUGCUGAAGUCUCAGUCUGCAGACAGUUUGCUGAACAGUGACAUGGACACCACAGCCAAUCACAGCUGGCUGGAUAGUUUGGGGGCGGUCUCAAAGGAACUGGACUCCGCCUCCUCUCACGGAGGGCCACAGACGCAGGAGGCGUUUCUCUCUCCUCUCAUCAACAAAGGAGAGGAGUGCAGCAUCGGUUCAGCCACAGACCUCACUGAGACCAGCUCCAUGGUGGAUGGUGAUUGGAUGAUGGUCGACGAGAAUGUCUCCACCCUCAGUCUCAGCCAAUCAGAGCUGGAGCACAUCUCUAUGGAGCUGGCCAAUAAAGGUCCUCACAAGAGUCAGGUGCAGCUGCGGUAUCUGCUGCACGUCUUCAUGGAGGCCGGCUGUCUGGAGUGGUGCGUGGUCAUCGGGCUGAUCUUACGGGACGCCGCUGUCAUUAAGCAGGUCGUGGGCUUUUUGGACAGUCCAGAAGUCCCAGCAGAAACGGUCCAGAGCAUCCGAGCCGGCCUGAAAGCUGUCGACCUCUGGGCCUCGUCUGAUUGUCUGGGCUACAAGCCGUUCCUGAAUCUGAUUGGUCCUCAGCUGCUGAAGCUCCUGGAGGUUCCUGUGGAGCAGGUCCAGGCCGAAUCCUUCCAGCUGACCGGAACGUCCAAACUGAGCGAUCCUCCUCUGCUGCUGCCCCGAGCCGAGGAACUGACCGCUGCUCACCCGCUGCCCUCGGACGGCCCCACAGGAGCCAGCGCUCGACCCCUGGACGACACACCGCCGCAGCCAGAGGAGCAGGAGCCGCUGGAGGAGGGGUCGUACGACUGCACGCUCUCCUGACGUGUGUGUGUGUGUGUGUGUGUGUGUCUGCUGUGUUCUCAGCGUCCUGUGGCCAGCAGCAUCAUGUUUCUCCUCUCUUCACCUCCACACUGCACAACAUCUGCUUCUUCAUUAGUAUUUGUGUCUUUGGUUGUUUUUAGCUCUUCCAGUACAAACAUCUGAUCAUUCUGACAUCACAAUACAUUCACAAAUACAGUUUCUGAUCAAAGUCAUCAAAGUGAAUCGAGUUCAUGCUUAAAACAAGUACAAGUAUCAGUUAGAUUUUUUUUUGCUAAACAUUUUGUAUUUUCUUUAUAAUAUUUAAGAAUUAAGUUUCCAUUUAAAUUGUUUAUUUGUAUUUUACAAAAAAAAAUUUACACACUGCCAGAUAUUUGUUCUUGUUUUAAGCAUAAACUCUUAAUUUUGAUAAUUUUUCAGACUUGUGAUGUAGUCAUACACAUGCAUUAUUUGACAAAUUUAUUAUGCAAGAUGCUAAAAAUUCAUUAUUGAUAGUGAUCUUUUUUGUUAUUAAUCUUGAACAUGCCUUUUUUAAUCGCUAUUUCUAUUUUCAUGUCUCUCUCUCUCUCUAAAAUAUAUAUAUAUAUAUAUAUAUAUAUAUAUACUUACAGAGAAAAAUUAAUUUUUCUGUUUCCUAUCAUGAACUUGCUUCAUUUUGAUAAUUCUACUGAUAAAAAUCAAAAUGUUAUAUCUUAAAUCAAGGCAUAAAAGCAGUUUACAGUUUUUUUUUUUUUUUCUUUUCUUUUUUAUUAUUAUUUAUUUUUUUAUAGUCAACAUUAUUGUACAUCAAAGUAUGCAGUUAUUCAUCACUGUAUCUGUUCUUUUUAUUUUGUACUUUUAUUUUUUCACUACAUUUUCUAUAUAAAUAAAAAAAUUAGCUUAAACCUGCUUAAUUUCUGUAAGAAAACAAUAAUAUCCGAUCAAAAUGAGCAAAAUCAUUUUUAAUUUCAUUUCUCUGGUAAAUCGAUCUCAAUUUAAGAAUAUUUAGAUAUUUGUACUGGAAAGAAUAAAACAAAAUUCUAAAGAUAAAUACUAAGAAAGUGUUUUUUGCAGUGUGUGAGAAUCAUGAGUUCUGUGGGAAUCAGUGAUUAUCGAUCAGCGUGUUUUUAUGGCUUUGAGUUUGUGUUUGAAUGUUAAUGAUGAUUUUUACUGGAUGCAGCUUCUUUGCGAUCAUCUCCGGUCUGAUCCUGACAGGUUUUAUUGGUUUUUAAGUCAUGAGCUGAUGACUGUUCAUUGACCAAACAUCAUAGCUUUUCUUCAACACAAACACAUGCAUUAUUUAUUCCCCAAUCGUAUCUUACAGCCAUGAUAUUAAUCUCAAAAAAGCAGUUUUCCACCACUAGAUCUCGGCGGACUGUUAUUUUUGUGAUGAUUUUGUGUUGUUUCUGAAUUGCAUUAUUGCAGGUUUGUGUAUUUAUUUGAGCAGCAGGACAGAGACGUGAACAGAUCGUCAGUAUUAAUGUGUUCAGUGUUCGUCUCGUUAGCGCUGCCUUCACACCGGACCAAACCAUCUACACGCAUCAAUGCCUUUGUGUUAUUCUUCUUCUUCUUGUAGUUCUUAUGCAUUAUUGACAACCGUCUCUGAGUAUUUAGCAGCUUUAAUGAGAUGCAUCUUUAUUUUAUUGUUUUAUUUCCCCCCGAACGGCUCAAACGAGCAGCUUAGACCGGUCUGGUCUGGUUUAAUCUGGUUCAGUGACUCUCAAACCAGCUGACGAGAGCCCAAACCCUGUAAAACCUGCAGGUCUCAGUGGCUUCUCCUCCUGUCUCAGUAUUCCUGAUGAUCAUGUUCACAAACCAAAGAGCUUCACGGACGCAGUCACGGUACGGAUUACCCACAAUCCCUCUGACGUCACAGGACUGAUGAUGUGGUUUCACGUGGACUGAGGGUCUUGAUCUGGUUUCUGUGGGUUUGUGUCGGUACUCUUGAGUUCUGUACAGUUUAGAGUGUCUUCUCAAUGCAGUGUACAGAGUUUCCUGGACAAUGACUUUUCUACGCUGUUUUCUAUUUCCUGUACAUAAUGAACAAUAAAUUAUUUUUUAAACGUG
Molecule: messenger RNA, 6812 nt
Organism: Carassius gibelio (silver crucian carp)
Lineage: Eukaryota; Metazoa; Chordata; Actinopteri; Cypriniformes; Cyprinidae
Product: guanine nucleotide exchange factor subunit RIC1
Exons: 26
Coding region: 558-4769 (1403 amino acids)
Biological process (GO): intracellular protein transport; retrograde transport, endosome to Golgi
Cellular component (GO): Golgi membrane; cytosol; Ric1-Rgp1 guanyl-nucleotide exchange factor complex
Molecular function (GO): protein binding
Source: RefSeq, a predicted model, not a curated record